Molecule: messenger RNA, 2097 nt
Organism: Mycetomoellerius zeteki
Lineage: Eukaryota; Metazoa; Arthropoda; Insecta; Hymenoptera; Formicidae
Product: odorant receptor Or1-like
Exons: 10
Coding region: 4-2097 (697 amino acids)
Biological process (GO): sensory perception of smell; detection of chemical stimulus involved in sensory perception of smell
Cellular component (GO): plasma membrane
Molecular function (GO): olfactory receptor activity; odorant binding
Source: RefSeq, a predicted model, not a curated record
AUAAUGUAUGAUGUAUAUACGAUCUUCAUAGUUUUGCUAAUAAAUACAUUUACAUUAUCGCAAUUGAUGGAUUUAAUUCUAACUGUGGACAAUGCCGAUGAUUUCUCUGAGAAUUUUUAUGUGAUGCUUGCUAUGUUCGUAUCAUGCUGUAAGAUGUUCAGUUUAUUAAGAAAUCGUAACAACAUUGCGAUGCUGAUUGAUACUCUGAUGAAAAAACCAUGUAGGCCUACUGAACACGAUGAAAUAGAAAUUCGACAGAAAUUUGAUAAGAUCGUACAAACAAAUACGCUUUGCUACGCGACUCUAGUGGAACUAACAUGUGCAUUUGCAUUAGGAACAUCUGUGUUUAAAGACUACAGAAAACAUAAUCUAGCUUUCCGAGCAUGGUUACCAUUCAACUAUUCUUCGCCUUUGUUAUUUCGGAUCGCUUACGUUCAUCAAUCGAUAAGCUUGACCGCUGGAUCUAUCCUUCACCUCGCUUGCGACAGUCUAAUUUGCGGAUUACUGAUGCACAUUUGCUCUCAGCUGGAAAUAUUGGAAUGUCGUUUGAAAAAAAUCAUUGAUAAGCCACAUAUUCUUCGGGAAUGUGUCAUACAACAUACAUGCAUUUUCGAAUUUGCAUUAAUGGCGAAUAAAAGAUUUAGAUUCACAAUCACGGUCCAGUUCUUAGUGAGUAUGUUAGUAGUGUGCUUCAAUCUGCAUCAACUGACGCAGACGAGUGUAUUAAGUGCGAAAUAUGUUCAAAUAGUAUUAUAUAUGUUUUGCAUGCUGACACAAAUCUCUUUUUAUUGCUGGUAUGGAAACGAAGUUAAGUUGAAGAGUCGGCAACUGGUCAGCAAUAUAUUCGAAAUAGAAUGGUUUGUGUUGGAUUAUCGUGUGCAAAAAGAUUUGUCAAUAAUUAUGAUGCGUAGUAUCGUACCUAUUGAAUUUACCAGUGCUUAUGUUAUCUCUAUGAAUCUUCAAUCGUUUGUCAGUUUGCUCAAGACGUCGUAUUCUGCUUUCAAUAUACUUCAACAAAUUUGCGGUUGUUGGAUACCGAAUUCUUGGAUGUCUCCAUAUAGACGAUUAAUAUAUCAUGUGUACACUGUUUUUAUACUUUUAUUGAUAAAUACAUUUACAUUAUCGCAAUUCUUGGAUAUAAUUCUGAUCGUCGACAAUUCGGAAGAUUUCAUGGAUAACUUUUAUAUGUUGCUUGCCAUGAUCGUUUCUUGCUUCAAAAUGUUUAGCCUGUUAAUAAAUCGUAGUAACAUCGCCAUACUGACAAACAUUCUUAUCAAUAAACCGUGCAAAGCAUGUGAUACAGUCGAAAUAGAGAUACAACACAAAUACAAUAAGCUAAUUGAGACAAAUACUCUGUAUUAUAUGAUCCUAGUUGAAUUAACAUGUGCAUCUACAGCUGUAGCAUCUUUGCUCACGGAUUACAGAAAAGAAAAGUUAACGUUCAGAGCUUGGCUGCCAUUUGAUUACUCCUCGACAACGCUUUUCCAUUUUACGUAUUUUCAUCAAUUAAUAAGUUUGACAGUUGGAUCUGUCUUACAUGUUGCUUGCGAUGGUCUUAUUUGCGGAUUAUUGUUGCAUAUAUGCUGUCAACUAGAAAUAUUAAGUUGUCGUUUAAAAAAUAUCGUACAUAAUCCAAAAGUACUUCGCGACUGUGUUAUUCAACACAACCUUUUAUUUAAAUUUGCGUUUUUAUUGAACAAAAAAUUUAGGUUUACUAUCACUUUUCAGUUCAUAGUAAGUACAUUAGUGGUGUGCUUUACUUUAUAUCAGCUAACCAAGGCAAGCGGAAAAUUCAUUGAAUUAGGAAUGUACAUGUCGUGCAUGCUGACACAAAUCUUUUUGUAUUGCUGGUACGCAAAUGAAGUAAAAUUGAAGAGUCUACAAUUAGUCAAUGAUUUAUUUGAAAUAGAAUGGCUUACAUUAGGACGAGAUAUAAAAAAGGAUUUAUUAACAAUCGCAUUACGCGGUAGAAUGCCAAUUGAAUUCAGUAGCGCUUAUAUUAUACCAAUGAAUCUGGAUUCGUUUGUGGGUUUGCUUAAGACAUCGUAUUCGACCUACAACAUACUUCAGCAAACGCAAAAUGACAAAGUUAACUAA